CCUCACAUAGUUAUAGUUUUCACAUGAUUACAUAUCAUUUUAUUUAUUGGUUUGUUAACUACACACAGUAUUGCUGUGUUACUCUAAUAUUUUUAAUACAGUAUUUUUUCAGUAAAAAUCAAAGACACACACUGUCCACACUAUCUGAGAAUCUCUUUGCGUAAAAUAUGUGUAAAAAGUUUAAAUCUUCUUUUUCAUGCCCGAAGAGCAAUAGAAAACAUCCUGAAUGAGGUUGUCAUAAUUCAUGCAUGAAAGGGUUAAGGCAAAUAAGGUAUAUCCCCCCACCCAAUUCAAUGUAUCAGUUUACCUAAAAGUGUACAAUCAUCUAUAUUAAUACAAACUGUUAGAGAGACUCGCAUAUCUGCUUAAAGAAAGCAAAUGUCCUUCGCAUGAUAGGAGUCAAGGAGCCAGUGGCCUGACAGUUUUUUGUUCUAAAAUAGCUUGUUGAUUAAUGGCCAUGUCAUUUUCUAUAUGGGGAAAAAAGGAUAUGGAGUCAGGGGCAGCGAAGGGCAGGGAGAUAAGCGUCUGACGGCCCUCAAGUGGCCAAUUCCAUUCCACUCAAUAUCAUAGAUUUUUGUGUAAUCAAUUGAUGUAUAAACAAUGCAGUGGGAUUUUUGGGCCAUUCAUGGCACGGAGGUCAAUGUUGUGCAUCUCUCUUGGGGAAAUGCAUGCAUGCAACAACAUGAAAAACAGAGGAAUAUAUCUGGUUAGUGUAUACAUAGCAUUCUGGCCAAGAAGUCUGAGUUUACUGAUCAAAUAUUGUACCAGUUGCCAUUUUUUACUGCUGUGAAAAAUGUUUGCAUAUGAUUUUUGUAUUUGGUUUAUUUCAGUUUAUUAUCCAAUAUGUUUGUUUUCUUGCAUUUCCUAGCAAGGAUUUUGUAAUGUUUUGGCCACAUGUGGACAUAAGUUUGUUUUUGGCUCUGAAACGCUGUCUCCUAUCUCCUAGAUGACUCGUGUCUCCUUCAAUAAAGCAUUGAUUAUGGGGAAGGUGACAUGAGAAUUAGGAUGCAGAGAAGGUAUCAAGUGGCCUAUAUGCUUCCUCGACUGCACAAAAGAAUCUCCUGUUGCCCCUCCAUCCAUAUCUUCAAUCAAACUUGGCUAGUUUAGGACCUUUGGUUUAAUCUUGAGGGGCUUUAGAAGCUGUCCACAAAAAGCUAUUGUAUCUUACUUAAUUAUAACCUCAGAAAUGAUCUGACCUGCCCGGUGCCAGGUGCAGUGAAGUGUGCAAAAGCUUGCAUGCCAUGAGGUCCCAUUGGUUAGGGAAAGAAACACUAGAUGCCCAUCGUGAUCGGAUAAGUGGAAAAUAACCUGACAAUGUUAGAUCUGGAAAAAAGAAAAAAGAAGAGAAACUUCAGUAAGGACCUAAUGGAAAGUUUUCCCUCCCCUCUUGGUUUCGGAGACUUCUGGGUACCCUAAAAAGGGAGCAAUAUGAGCCCCGAGCCUUUUUUUUUUCUAUCUUUUUCCUUUUUUUAAUUUCACUUCCCACACCACCCUGUGAGUCUGAGCCCAUUUGGAAGGUUACUGUUCAAAGUCAGCAUGGAUCAUCCAGGAGGACACCUUGCAGUGGUUCUGUUCCUGCUUGUUCUGGUUUCUAUGUCCACUGAAAACAACAUUAUCAGAUGGUGCACAGUGUCAGAUGCCGAAGAGCAGAAGUGUUUGGAUCUAGCUGGAAAUGCCACAGCCAGGAACAUCCGCGGACAUCUUCUGUGUGUGAGGGGCCAAAGUCCCACCGACUGCAUGAAGCAAAUUAAGAACGGCACUGCAGAUGCCUCAACUAUGUAUGCAGAUGAGAUCUACACGGCAGGGUUUUGCUAUGGCUUAGAUGUGGCUGUGGGAGAGUCUUAUAACGGUGUGGAUGGCAUUAAUUAUUACGUGGUUGCUCUGGCGCGGACAUCAUCCAGUGAUCUGUCGCUGCUGGAGAUGCACGAGCGCAGCUCCUGUCACCCAGGGAUGAGGACCACAGUGGGCUGGACCGUCCCCAUCGGCUUCCUGGUCAACACAUCACAGAUCAGUGUGGAUGAGCAGUGCAACUUUCCCCAUGCGGUUGGGGAUUUUUUCGGCUACAGCUGUGUCCCAGGAGUGAAGGACCCAGAACAUGAUCCUAAAGGAAACAACCCCAGGAACCUGUGUGAGGCCUGCAUCGGAGACGAGAACGACCGUCACAUCUGCGCCAACAACCCUCGGGAACGGCACUUCGGAGAGGCUGGAGCUCUUAGGUGUGUGGCGGAGAAUCUGGGGGACGUUGCCUUUGUGAAGCACACUACAGUCUUCGACAACAUGCAGGGUAAGAACCAGGAGUCGUGGGCGCUGGACCUGGAGCUGGAGGACUUGAAGCUCUUGUGUCCUGACGGGAGCGAAGCGAACCUGUUCCAACACGAGCGCUGCCACCUGGCUGUCGUGCCAACCAAUGCUGUGGUAGUGCGUUUGGAGGACAAAUGCCGCGUUUACAAGUUCUUGGAACGUGUGCAGAAUGCGUUUGCGAACGCCACUGAAGGAUUCUCUCUGUUCAGCUCGGUGAAUUACGGCCAGCCUGAUGUCCUGUUCAGCGACUCCACCAGAAAGCUGCUGCGUGUGAUGGGGACCUACACGUCCUGGCUGGGCUCCAGUUACACCACCAUCCUGAAGGCCUUCGAGUGUGAAGGUUUGUGUUGAUCUGAUGAGGAAAGAGGAAACUACAGUCUCCGUCUCUCUCACACGAUGCCUGAAGCACUCUGUGUAAAGCGUGCUGCUCUGAACGCCAGCCUGUGUUUUGUAGUACUGUUAUUACUGUUCUGUCCUCACAGUCUUUCUAUGGCUUCUUAUAUCACAUUUAUUUCACCUCUUUGAGUUCCUGCCAUAUGAAAAAUACAAAAAUAAACACAAAAAGAUCAAAACUUCUGCGCAAGAAAAGCACUGGAGGGGAACACACCACAAUCCAUCAAGGGUAUUUUGCUUUGACUGUUGUUAGUUAAUCCUUGUCAUUUUUUACAGUCCAGGCGAAGAUAUCUGAGCAAAAAAAAGACAUGAUGUCUGCAUUCAGGGCCAAAGCAUACUCUAUACAAGUACAUGAACGCAGAUGCCUUUGGUUAAACAAAUCUGAUUUCACAUGUUUUUCGUUAAUGUAUCAGACUAAAGGUAUGUGUUGUAUUUUCACUGUUGCUGUAGCAGGAAUUAGUGUCUUUUACAGUUUUCUGUUUCAGAUCAGCUAGUGUUAUAUAGCUGAAUAAUGUUAGGCAUUAGAAGUGAACUGCUGCACAUUUGAAUACACAAUGCAAGAAAACAUUCACUGCUCAAAUCAAGAUACUUGAGAAGGAAAAUUACUUAAGAUAUUGUCUUCUUUUCUGAGUGAGUUUAAGCUUAAAACAAGACAAAAUAUCUGCCAAAUGGGGUCGGUAAAAUAAACUAAAUUCAAAGGAAAACGGGUUUAUUUUUCUUACCCCAUUGGCAGAUAUUUUUUCUUGUUUUAAGCAUAAGCUCACUUGAUUCAGAUUCCCCCCUGCCAUAAAAUAAGUCUUAAUUAGGGAUGCACUGAUAUGAAAAUUUUGGCUGAUGCCGAUAACCGAUAAUUCUUUAUAUUUGAAAGCCGAUAACUGAUAUAUUAGCCGAUAUAUCUAAAUCCGAAAUUUUUAUAUAAAUUAUGAGAGCCUGAUUACAAAAGUCUCAAAUUUUGGCCGAUACGAUAACGAUAUAUUGGCCGAUAAAUCUAAAUAAAAUUUGUAUAUAAUUCUUGAGAGCCUGAUGACAAAAACAAAAGUCUCAAAUUUUAGCGGAUACCGAUAAUUCUUUAUAUUUGAAAGCCGAUAACCGAUAUAUUGGCAGAUAAAUCAAAAUUUUUAUAUAAUUUUUG
Molecule: messenger RNA, 3826 nt
Organism: Megalobrama amblycephala (Wuchang bream)
Lineage: Eukaryota; Metazoa; Chordata; Actinopteri; Cypriniformes; Xenocyprididae
Product: otolith matrix protein
Exons: 9
Coding region: 1537-2652 (371 amino acids)
Biological process (GO): iron ion transport
Cellular component (GO): early endosome; plasma membrane; recycling endosome
Source: RefSeq, a predicted model, not a curated record